Molecule: messenger RNA, 1083 nt
Organism: Angiostrongylus costaricensis
Lineage: Eukaryota; Metazoa; Nematoda; Chromadorea; Rhabditida; Metastrongylidae
Source: the annotation of a GenBank genome assembly
AUGGGGAGAAAUGAGACAAUACCGUUUGGAACGAUGUCUAGGAUGUCAGACUUUUAUAUCGGACUUGUGCUAGCCGUUUCCUCGUCUUUUUUCAUUGGAAGCUCCUUUAUUGUGAAGAAGAAAGCGCUAAUAAAGCUUGCAAGUGGCGAUAUUUCUCAACGAGCAAGUGAAGGUGGUUACGGGUAUUUGCGCGAGUGGAUGUGGUGGAUGGGCGUCAUCACCAUGGGUGUGGGUGAGGCGUGCAACUUCGCGGCGUAUGCUUUCGCACCGGCCAGCCUCGUCACACCUCUUGGCGCACUGUCCGUUUUGGUGACUGCUGUGCUGUCGUCGCAUCUGUUGAAGGAAAGGCUGAAUCUUCUGGGAAAAAUUGGCUGUGCUGUGUGCUUACUUGGUUCAACAGUUAUCGUAAUUCAUUCGCCAAAAGAGGAAGAAGUGGCUUCUAUGGCAGACCUUGCUUUGAAGAUGAAAGAUGCAGUUUUUAUACUAUACGUCGUUAGUGUGAUACUGGUGACUCUAUUCAUUAUUAUCUACGUUGCUCCUCGUUACGGGCGAUCAAACAUCAUCGUUUAUAUAAGCGUGUGUUCUUUAAUCGGGUCACUAUCCGUUCUUUCCGUCAAGGGUCUUGGACUGGCGAUAAAGGAGACUAUAUCUGGAAAUCAGCAACUAACAAAUAUACUUACUUACUUUUGGUUGGGGUCUGUCAUCGCUUGCGUUUCUGUGCAAUUGGUAUAUCUGAAUAAAGCGCUCGAUAUGUUCAACACAUCCAUGGUGACUCCGAUAUACUACGUGUUUUUCACCUCGUUUGUUAUAUUAGCGUCGUCAAUAUUGUAUAAAGAGUGGUCUUGUCUUGGUGCUUCUGACAUCCUCGGAAAUGUUAUCGGAUUUUUAACGACAAUUAUUGGAAUAUUCCAGAUGCAGCUAUUCCGUGACGUGAAUAUCAGUUUGCGGCAAGUCCGAGUGUUGCUACAUCGACCAUCAGCAUCGUUGGCCAGUCUUGAUCCCUCAUCGAAUUCCGUGACAAAUCUCGUCGAUGAUUUCAAUUUUUCACAACAGAACGGUGCUAACAGACACGCCUACACGUGA